AUGAGUGUUGAAGCACCACCAUCAUACAAUGCGCAAGUUUACAGCAACUAUCAAACAGCACCACCAGAGCUGACCAUGCCUCAGCCGGUGUUCAUUGGAACUCCAACCAUCAUUCCUGACGACCAUCCAGUACAAUGUGUAUGUCCGAGAUGUCAACAACCGAUUAUAACUCGAAUAGAAAAACAAAACGGUCUUUUAACUUGGCUGAUUUUCGGUGCUCUUCGUCUUUUUGGUUGCUGGUUAGGUUGUUGUCUUAUUCCGUUUUGUGUGGAUGCCUGCAAAGAUACGGCUCAUUAUUGUCCAAAUUGUUCUCAGUUACUUGGUGUAAAAAAACAGCUGUCGUAG
This is a messenger RNA of Rotaria sordida, 345 nucleotides long. Lineage: Eukaryota; Metazoa; Rotifera; Eurotatoria; Philodinida; Philodinidae. The record is from the annotation of a GenBank genome assembly.